Molecule: messenger RNA, 1334 nt
Organism: Manduca sexta (tobacco hornworm)
Lineage: Eukaryota; Metazoa; Arthropoda; Insecta; Lepidoptera; Sphingidae
Gene: eIF6
Product: eukaryotic translation initiation factor 6
Exons: 1
Coding region: 135-872 (245 amino acids)
Biological process (GO): cytosolic ribosome assembly; maturation of 5.8S rRNA; maturation of LSU-rRNA
Cellular component (GO): nucleolus; cytosol; preribosome, large subunit precursor
Molecular function (GO): ribosomal large subunit binding
Source: RefSeq, a predicted model, not a curated record
GUCAAACUGACAUACAAGGGGAUCAAUCGACUUGUCAACGAUCCCAAUCUCUGUGUUUUUUGUUCCCACGUGAAGUACGUAUUAUUGUGAAAUAGUUUGAAAUUAUCCAAGAAAACUAAACAAGCAGUAAAAUCAUGGCGGUCCGCGUUCAAUUCGAAAAUAAUAAUGAAGUGGGAGUGUUUAGUAAAUUAACAAAUUCGUAUUGUCUUGUUGCAAUUGGAGGUUCGGAGAAUUUCUACAGCGUGUUCGAAGCGGAAUUAGCGGACACGAUACCAGUGGUGCACGCGAGCGUCGGAGGAUGCCGAAUCAUCGGCAGGAUGACCGUGGCGAACAAAAACGGGCUGUUGGUGCCGUCUUCAACCACAGAUACAGAAUUGCAACACAUUAGAAACAGUCUGCCGGACAGCGUCAAAGUGCAGCGAGUGGAGGAGCGGCUCAGCGCGUUGGGGAACGUCAUCGCGUGUAAUGACUACGUCGCGCUCGUACACCCGGACUUGGACCGCGACACGGAGGAAAUACUCGCAGACACACUCAACGUAGAAGUGUUCAGACAGACCAUCGCCGGCAACGUACUUGUCGGCUCUUACGCCGCGUUGAGCAACCGCGGUGCGUUAGUGCAUCCUAAAACCACAAUACAGGACCAAGAUGAGCUUUCUUCACUGCUGCAAGUGCCACUGGUAGCAGGCACGGUGAACAGAGGCAGUGACGUGGUCGCCGCCGGGCUCGUGGUGAACGACUGGUGCGCGUUCUGUGGCCUCGACACCACCUCCACAGAGAUCACACUCAUUGAGACUGUAUUCAAACUGAAUGAUGCUAAGCCUACAGCAAUAUCUUCAACAAUGCGGGCAUCUCUUAUUGACAGCAUGUCAUAACAUAAGCCUUGUUUGUGAUACUAUGUUACAUUAAUUACAAAGCUAUGCACCACACACUUUAUAAAAAUAUUUUUGAUGUUAUUUUAUAAAAACAAAGUUUGACUCUGUUUCUGGCACUACAAAUAAUACCUUUAGAAUUAUUAAGCCCUAAACCAAUAAGAUUUUAACGGUGGCUCAUGAAAUGAGCUAGAAGAAUAAUUUCCAUUAAUAAAAACAUUGUUACUGCAUAUUUUGAAUAUACAAUCAUAAAAAUUUUAAUAAGUAUUUUGGAAAUUUGAACUCAAUUUUUUUUUAUAAGUUUCUUAAUUGUGGUGUAACAUGCAUUUGACACAAUGUUCCAUGACUACACUUGCACAUGGCUUUCAAGGUGAAAAUUUGAGGCAAAGGAAACAAAUCUGUAUAGAUUGCAUAACUGUAUCAAAUGAGUCAUCAUUUGUGUUAGUAAUAAAGUGUUUAAAUGUA